GCGACAAGAGGCGGUGACUGACGCCAGGCGGCAGCACUGAUCGUGUAAACACUACUACCUACCACGCGGGAGGGACUGCACACCAUCACAUCACACCACCACACCACCGCAAUGAAGAUAGAAGAGGUCAAAAGCACCACCAAGACCCAGCGAAUCAACGCACACUCGCACGUGAAAGGUCUUGGCCUGAGAGAAGAUGGCACUGCCGAGCCUUCGUCCGCAGGGCUAGUGGGACAGGCCCAAGCCAGGGAGGCCGCUGGCUACCUGGUUGACCUGAUUCGCACCAAGAGGAUGUCUGGUCGAGCUGCCCUGUUUGCGGGGCCGCCAGGCACUGGCAAGACUGCCAUCGCCCUUGCCCUUGCUCAGGAGCUGGGCAACAAGGUUCCUUUCUGCCCAAUGGUUGGGUCUGAAGUGUACAGUUCUGAGGUGAAGAAAACAGAAGUCCUCAUGGAGAACUUCCGGCGUGCCAUUGGUCUCCGCAUCAAGGAAGUGAAGGAGGUGUAUGAAGGGGAAGUGACAGAGCUCACUCCAGUGGAGACAGAGAAUCCCAUGGGGGGUUAUGGGAAGACUGUGAGCCAUGUCAUAAUCGGGCUUCGUACAGCCAAAGGCACCAAGCAGCUCAAGCUUGAUCCAAGCAUUUAUGAAACACUGCAAAAGGAGCGAGUGGAAACAGGAGAUGUAAUAUAUGUGGAGGCCAACUCUGGAGCUGUCAAGAGGCAGGGACGCUCAGACACCUACGCCACAGAGUUUGACUUAGAGGCAGAAGAGUAUGUGCCUCUGCCCAAGGGAGAUGUACACAAGAAAAAGGAGGUGAUCCAAGAUGUGACACUUCAUGACCUGGACGUGGCCAAUGCUCAACCUCAGGGAGGACAGGAUAUUCUUUCCAUGAUGUCCCAGCUCAUGAAACCCAGGAAGACAGAGAUAACAGAAAAGCUUCGAUUGGAGAUCAACAAAGUGGUAGACAAGUACAUAGAUCAAGGCAUUGCUGAGCUGGUGCCUGGUGUCCUCUUCAUUGAUGAAGUCCACAUGCUGGACAUUGAGUGCUUCACCUUCCUUCACCGUGCUUUGGAGUCGAGAAUUGCCCCCAUUGUUAUUUUUGCUACCAACAGGGGUCGCUGUAUUAUCAAAGGAACAGGAGAUGUUGUAUCAGCACAUGGGAUUCCCAGAGACUUGCUUGACCGCAUCAUUAUUGUACGUAUGAAGCCCUACGGACAGGAUGAGGUGUCUCAGAUCAUACAGAUCCGUGCACAGACUGAAGGAAUCAAGAUUGACAAUAAUGCCAUACAGGAACUCAGCAGUAUUGCAGAAAAGGCAUCACUCAGAUAUGCUGUGCGACUUCUCACACCUUCAAAUGUCAUGGCGCAACAAAAUGGAAAUGAGAGUGUGACUGCGGAAGAUGUAAGAGAAGCUGCUGAUCUAUUUAUUGAUGCAAAAACCUCAGCACAAAUGUUGGCAGAAAACCCUGAAAAAUUUAUGAAGUGAUAGUUAACUUUCAGGUGGAUACUUAUGAAGCAGAUGUUAUUAAUAACUAGAUAAAUUUUGUGGUUAAGGACUGCAACUUCCUGCCAGUAAGUUUUGGUUUCAUUAUCAUGUAUAAAAAACUGGUCAUCUGACAGACAAGCUAACAUGUUAAUACAUUCCAGAAAAAAAGCUGCCUUGCAAAUUUUGUUUUGAAAGUGAAGUAUUUAAGUAAACAUCCAAAAUAAUAAUUUGAACAUGAUCUGAAAAAAAUAAUAAUAAUCUUAAGUCACAUGCCAGGAGCUGAAUGUGAAAAAUAUAAUAAAAGUGUUUUUUUAAG
Scylla paramamosain (green mud crab) is the source of this 1798-nucleotide messenger RNA. It is a transcript of the gene pont, whose product is annotated as ruvB-like 1. NCBI's taxonomy places the organism in Eukaryota, Metazoa, Arthropoda, Malacostraca, Decapoda, Portunidae. Bases 112 to 1482 code for a protein of 456 amino acids. Gene Ontology annotation, molecular function: DNA helicase activity; ATP binding; ATP hydrolysis activity. The transcript has 8 exons. Gene Ontology annotation, biological process: box C/D snoRNP assembly; regulation of transcription by RNA polymerase II; chromatin remodeling. The record is from RefSeq and is a predicted model, not a curated record. Gene Ontology annotation, cellular component: Ino80 complex; Swr1 complex; R2TP complex.